CAUAACCAUAAAAAGCUUGCCAUUAUUCAAGAAAACUUCCUGCAAGAACUUGACAUGGCAACAAUGAGAGAGAGGUGCAGGUGGUGUGGACUAUUGCUGGAAGUCCCUGUUCAGGCACAAACCAUAAUGUGUCCAGGCUGCCACACUCUCAUUCAGCUCCAACGAAACGCCCCUACCUAUGCCGCUUUACCCACCACAUAUGGCUAUACCAAUCCAAUGCCUGCACCUGCAGCCAAUGGCGGUUUACCCACCCCGUAUGGCUACACCAAUCCAAUGCCUACAGGCAACAACGUUUAUCCGGUGGAAUCUUACUAUGCACCAGCAGCCCCACCUCGAGUGCAGAAUAACAGGAGACGAGCUCUUCUCUGUGGGGUGACCUAUCGAGGCCACAAGAAGAGCCUUAAAGGCAGCAUUAACAACGUGAAAUGGAUCCGAAAUCUUCUGGUUGAGAAUCUGGGAUUUCCAACUUCAUCCAUUCUAAUCCUCACAGAGGAUGAGAGAGACCCUUACAGGAAACCAACCAAGGCCAACAUCAGAGAAUCCUUAAACUGGUUGGUGCGAGGUUGCCAGCCAGGAGACUCAUUGUUUUUCUACUAUUCCGGGCACGCCUCACAAGUGCUUGACCGUGAUGGCGAUGAGAUGGAUGGGUUUGAUGAAUCACUGUGCCCUAUGGACUAUGAGACAGAGGGGAGAAUACUAGACGAUGAGAUCAAUGAAAAAAUCGUAAGACCAUUACCUCGUGGAGUCACGCUUCACGCUGUCAUGGAUACCUGCUUCAGUGGAACCUUCCUGGAUCUGCCAUUCAUGUGCAGAAUGAACAGGGAUGGCUCUGCUAAGUGGGAAGAUCAUCGCAAUCCUUAUAGCGCAUAUAAAGGUACCAGCGGAGGAACAGCAAUAUGCAUUAGUGCCUGUGAUGAUCAUCAGAACUCUGCAGAUACAACGGCUUUCACAGGCACUACAAUGGGUGCCCUGACUUUUAGCUUCAUCGAAACAUUAAAGCAAGAGCCUAAGAUGACAUAUGGUCGAUUACUUAUGUCGCUACGCGAGCUGAUUGAUGAAGCGCAGAGGGGGAUAUUCCAUGAUGGAAGAGCUGCAACUCAGGUGCCUCAGCUGUCAUCUUCAGAGCGGUUCGACAUUCACUCCAAGAUUAUGAAUCUGUAGGAACUCAGAUGGUCAAAAUAUAGGCAUCCCUGCAUCACUGAUUUACUGGAAAUAAGUUACUUUCCAUGGUGUUAUCUUGUAAUACUAGCUUCUAUUAUGUAUGGUGACCAAGUACAAUAAACUCGACAAGUUCUCACAUUC
Molecule: messenger RNA, 1302 nt
Organism: Ipomoea nil (Japanese morning glory)
Lineage: Eukaryota; Viridiplantae; Streptophyta; Magnoliopsida; Solanales; Convolvulaceae
Product: metacaspase-3-like
Exons: 5
Coding region: 55-1161 (368 amino acids)
Biological process (GO): proteolysis
Molecular function (GO): cysteine-type endopeptidase activity
Source: RefSeq, a predicted model, not a curated record